Messenger RNA from Cyclocybe aegerita, 1077 nucleotides. The record is from the annotation of a GenBank genome assembly. NCBI's taxonomy places the organism in Eukaryota, Fungi, Basidiomycota, Agaricomycetes, Agaricales, Hemipholiotaceae.
AUGAGCUUCAACACAGCACGGAGCGGUUUGCCGAACCUUGCUCGGACAGCCAAAAGCCAUGGACAAAGCCUUCUCGUGCUCGGACGCGCAGGAUCCAAAUCCAUAUUCACCCCUGGACGGAGAGGAUUUUUGACGAUCAUUCAGCAAGGGCACGAGGGAUGGAGGUUGACUCUUGGUCGCAACCCCGUCCGAUUGACACCUGGAUUGAAUGUGGCCAUUCCGGUCCUUCAUACUGUGAAGAAACUUGACCUUCGAGAAUCAUCUGUGAACAUCCCCAACCUGCCAGCAUACACGUCCGACAACGUCCCAGUUUUAUGCUCCGGAUCCCUCUUCUAUCGUAUCGACGACGGUUACAAAGCCUGCUUUGCAGUUUCUGACGUAGAGAAGAACGUACAAAAUAUUGGAACAUCGGCGGUCCGAUCCGUUCUGGGGACUUUCUCCUAUGACCAAGUUAUCGCUGAUAGAAAUGGUCUUAACCAGAAGCUGAACGCAGUCAUUGGGAAUUCGAUCUCCGGUUGGGGUGUAGAGUGUACAAGAUUCGAGAUUCAGUCGUUCCAACCUGCAAACCGUGAAGUAGAGCGUCAACUCGAGUUGCAAAUGGAAGCAGAACGAAAUCGUCGAAAGCAACUCCUCGAUACGCAAGCUCAGAUCAACGUCGCGGAAGGCCACAAAACGCGCGUCAUCCUCGAGUCUGAGGGUCAUCUAGAAGCCAAGUCAAACGAAGCAGACGCAAAAUACAAGACAGUUUUCCGCGAGGCUGAGGCGCGUCAGCAACAAGCCCUCAUGGAGGCUUCCGCCAUCGCCCAGCAAGUUGACAGCAUCGCGCGUUCGCUAGCCCCGAGCGAGGCCGAAGUGACACCAGAGAACCGAAAGCACGCGUUGUCCGUGCUCGUUGAGCUCAAGCGUCUGGAGCAGCUACGAUCCAUCGCGGAAAGCAAGAGCAACUCGACGUACUUCUUCGGAGACAAAGCCUCUUUGGGCAUCGCCAACGACGCGUUCAAUGUAGACUACGCGCAAAAUGUCAAGGCUGGGUUGGAGAAGCCUAAAUCAUCGAGGGUGGAAGGUGCUCUUGUUUAA